This is a messenger RNA of Apaloderma vittatum (bar-tailed trogon), 1624 nucleotides long. Its product is annotated as growth factor receptor-bound protein 10-like. Gene Ontology annotation, biological process: negative regulation of insulin receptor signaling pathway; insulin receptor signaling pathway; negative regulation of Wnt signaling pathway. Lineage: Eukaryota; Metazoa; Chordata; Aves; Trogoniformes; Trogonidae. The record is from RefSeq and is a predicted model, not a curated record. Gene Ontology annotation, molecular function: insulin receptor binding.
GUGUAACCCUUUGAGUGGAGCUCUGGCAGAGUUGUUUCCCUCCCCAGAAACAGUCCCCAGAGCAGGGGCUACGUGACAGGUACGGCACCGCCGGCACCCCGGGCGCCCAGCCGCAGGCGACAAAGGGUCGGCGGAGUCAGAGAACAAACUCUCUCUCAAGAGGCAAUCUCUAGUUAAAAUGCCAUCUUGUUCUUCCGACUGCUGCCUUUUACGUGCCGUUGAGGAUGUAAAAGUCUUUAGUGAAGAUGGAACAAGCAAAGUGGUCGAGAUUCUAGCAGACAUGACAGCCAGGGACCUCUGUCAGCUGCUCGUUUACAAAAGUCAUUGUGUGGAUGAUAACAGCUGGACUCUAGUGGAGCAUCACCCUCACCUAGGAUUAGAGAGGUGCUUGGAAGAUCAUGAACUCAUAGUUCAAGUCGAGUCUACAAUGGGAAGUGAAAGUAAAUUUUUGUUCAGGAAGAAUUAUGCAAAAUAUGAAUUUUUCAAAAAUCCCAUGAAUUUCUUCCCAGAGCAAAUGGUUGCCUGGUGCCAGCAAACAAAUGGCAGUAUCCCACAGUCACAACUUUUGCAGAACUUUUUAAACUCCAGUAGCUGCCCUGAAAUUCAAGGUUUCUUGCAUGUGAAAGAGCUGGGUAGAAAAUCAUGGAAGAAAUUGUAUGUGUGUUUGAGGAGAUCAGGACUUUAUUGUUCUACAAAAGGAACCUCAAAGGAGCCAAGACAUUUGCAAUUGUUGGCUGACCUAGAAGACAGCAGUAUCUUCUCAUUGAUAGCAGGCAAGAAGUUGUACAAUGCACCUGCAGAGUAUGGAUUUUGUAUAAAGCCCAACAGAGUGAGAAAUGAAACUAAGGAACUAAGGUUGUUGUGUGCUGAAGAUGAACAAAGCAGGACGUGCUGGAUGACUGCCUUUCGACUCCUCAAGUACGGAAUGCUACUCUAUCAGAAUUACAGAAUUCCCCAGCAGAGAAAAGCCAUGCUUCCACACUUUUCCACUCCAGUCAGAAGUGUAUCUGAAAACUCACUAGUAGCAAUGGAUUUUUCGGGGCAAAUAGGAAGAGUUAUUGAUUUUUUGAGUGCUGCCUUGGAAGAAGGACAUGCUUGGAGGAAACGUAGCACAAGAAUGAACAUCUUGGGUAGCCAAAGUCCACUCCAUCCUUCCACACUGAGUACAGUUAUUCAUAGGACACAGCACUGGUUUCAUGGCAGAAUCUCUAGAGAAGAAUCUCACAGGAUUAUUAAGCAACAAGGGCUUGUAGAUGGACUAUUUCUACUCCGGGACAGCCAAAGCAAUCCAAAGGCAUUUGUACUUACGCUGUGCCAUCAUCAAAAAAUAAAGCAUUUUCAAAUCUUGCCGUGCGAAGAUGAUGGACAGAUAUUUUUCAGCCUGGAUGAUGGGAACACCAAAUUCAGUGAUCUAAUCCAGCUUGUUGAAUUCUAUCAACUAAACAAAGGAGUCUUGCCCUGCAAACUCAAACACCACUGCAUCCGAGUGGCCUUAUGACCUCAAAUCUGACUCUCACUCAAGACUGGAUUUGCUAGAAGAGUAGUUGUAAAGAGAACGUUGACACUGGGGAAUUGGCAGAUUUGUAAGUUGGUAAAAAUAAAUAAAAAUAUUAUGCACCUUGGG